This is a messenger RNA of Camellia sinensis, 2151 nucleotides long. RefSeq names its product proline-rich receptor-like protein kinase PERK15. Gene Ontology annotation, molecular function: protein kinase activity; ATP binding. Lineage: Eukaryota; Viridiplantae; Streptophyta; Magnoliopsida; Ericales; Theaceae. The record is from RefSeq and is a predicted model, not a curated record. Gene Ontology annotation, biological process: protein phosphorylation.
AGAUCAUUGCAAAAAACUCCGUUAAAAUGUCUUCCUCAAAUGAGGAUCAAAACUCAGGGUCUCCAUCUCUGUCAUCACCUAAUUCAUCGUCGCCACCGCCAUCCUCAUCAGAAUCACCACCACCACCACCAUCAUCAUCGUCGCCACCACCAUCCUCAUCAAAAUCACCACCACCACCAUCAUCAUCGUCAUCUCCGCCACCUCCGUCAAAGGAUGACUCACAAUCACAAUCACAAUCACCACCACCACCCCCUUCCUCCAAAAAAUCACCUCCUCCUCCAUCUUCUAGCAACUCUAAAUCCUCUCCGCCGCCACCGCCUCCACCACCACUCGAUUCAUCAAGAAAUUCCUCGCCUCCACCGCCUCUCUCGCAUCGAUCAUCACCAUCGAGUAAAUCUGGUUCAUCUUCAUCAAGUAGUGACCAAGAAGCCCUCAUAGCUGGAGUUGCUGCAGGUGUAGGGUUACUGGUCAUUAUCAUGAUAGUCUUGCUGUGUCGUUGCUGUAAAAAGAAGAAAAGAAAGCCCCAUGAUCAAAUGCCAUACUACAAUCACAAUUCUCUUGGAAAUAGAAAUGGAGAUUACUACAACGGCGGAAAAAACCACACAAAUUGGAACAACACAGGAAAUGUAGACCCCUCUAUACAAAUGCCUCUGCCACCCAGUUCAGCCACCUCACAACAAUGGUCAGCGGUGCCUCCUUUGCCACCACCUCAAAUGCACAACAAUGAGAUGAUGAGCACCAUGGGUUUCUCCUCCGGUCCGCACCAAGCCUCACUGCCUCCGCCUCAUCCAUCACUUGCCCUUGGCUUUAACAAGAGCACCUUCACCUACGAGGAGCUAGCGACGGCCACCGGAGGGUUUGCGAAGGAGAACUUGUUGGGACAAGGAGGAUUUGGGUAUGUUCACAAAGGGGUGUUACCAAAUGGGAUACAGAUAGCAGUAAAGAGCCUCAAAGCGGGUAGUGGGCAAGGAGAGAGAGAGUUUCAAGCCGAGGUUGACAUUAUUAGCCGAGUUCAUCACCGCCACCUCGUAUCGCUUGUGGGCUAUUGUAUUGCUGAUGCUCAGAGGAUGUUGGUUUAUGAAUUUGUUCCCAAUGACUCACUUGAAUUCCACCUCUAUGGAAAGGGUUGCACACCAAUGGACUUCCCAACUAGGCUCAAAAUUGCAUUGGGAUCGGCCAAAGGGUUUGCUUACCUUCAUGAAGAUUGUCACCCUCGCAUUAUCCACCGAGAUAUCAAAGCUGCUAAUAUUCUAAUUGAUGAGCACUUUGAUGCCAAGGUGGCAGAUUUCGGAUUGGCUAAACUUUCCAGUGACAACUACACCCAUGUAUCCACACGUAUUAUGGGAACAUUUGGGUAUUUGGCACCAGAGUACGCAUCAAGUGGGAAGUUAACUGAGAAAUCAGAUGUAUAUUCAUAUGGUGUUGUACUCUUGGAACUCAUUACUGGACGACGUCCUGUUGAUAUCCGCAAUGAUGAUGACAGCUUAGUUGAUUGGGCUAGGCCUAUUCUAAACCAAGCAAUAGAAGGUGGAAGCUAUGAUGAGUUGGUAGAUCCAAGCUUGGAGAAUGGCUACAAUUCACAGGAGAUGUUGCGCAUGGUAGCAUGCGCUGCUGCUUGUAUUAGGCAUUCUGCUAGGAGGCGCCCUAAGAUGAGCCAGAUUGUACGUGCACUGGAAGGUGAUGCCUCUCUUGAUGAUUUGAUUACUGAUGGGGUAAAACCCGGCCACAGUUCAGUUUUUGGGUCAAGCGGUUCUGAGUAUGACAGUUCAUACAAUUUGGAUGGGAAGAGAUUCAAGAAGAAUGCAUUGUCAAGCCAAGAAUUUACUAGUAGUGAGCACGGGGUCACUGGAGAGUUUCGCGUCCAUUCUUCCCCUUCGAGCAGUGGUGAUUCGCAAGAAAUUCGAUCCAAUGGAAUUCGCCGACCUAGCCCUUAAGAAAACCCUUUUAGUUGCAGCCAUGGUUUUAAAUAAUGGUAUUGAGAUAUGUAUCGGUAUUAACAAUACGGUCAUACAACGGUCAAUAUCGAACAGUAUAUGUCGAUAUAUCCAUGAGUAACAGUACUGAAAGACCAAAAUCUCAAUACUUAAUGACAAAUAUUUAAAACAUGCUUGCAACAUGACAAUACAAAAGGAAAAUAUAUAUAUAUAUAUA